Messenger RNA from Drosophila miranda, 976 nucleotides. RefSeq names its product mucin-7. Bases 306 to 851 code for a protein of 181 amino acids. NCBI's taxonomy places the organism in Eukaryota, Metazoa, Arthropoda, Insecta, Diptera, Drosophilidae. The transcript has a single exon. The record is from RefSeq and is a predicted model, not a curated record.
CAAAAUUCGAUGCCGAAAAUUCAAUGGAAACUGUUAUCGAAAAUUGUACCCAGGGGAAGUCUUCUGCCGCCAAUGUACUGUUGGGCCCAGCUAAAGUCAAAGUUAAGUGGCCAGCAAUGUUUAAUAGCCAAUUGUUAUGGCUUAGACAUGGGCCCUUGACUAAAUAUUGUCACGUCGAUAAGCCAUCGCAAGGGUGUCCCUCGGAGUGCCAAAUAUGAGUGGCCAAAAAUAACAGUUCGGUGUAUAAAAACCCCCCGAUGCCAACUGACUGACAACAUUCUAAGAUCACUCGACAACAGCUCAACAUGGCCUACAAGUUUACCUGCUCGCUGCUCCUGCUCGCCGUCGUUGCCUCAGUGGCCCUGUCGGAGCCGGCCAGAUUCCGCGGCCGCUCAUCCCGCUUCCAGCUGGCUCGCCAGGAAGAGGCACCGCAGGACCCAGCGGCACCUGGUGCGGAUCCCUCUCUUGAUGUGGCCCCCACUCCAGCCUCGGCGCCCUAUCCACCAGCGGGAAUUACUCCCGAGGUGCCCUUUGACCUGCCCACGGAGACAGAGGCCCAGCCAGAUCUGACAUAUGGCCCGCCCGCCGAGCCGGACAACACGUACGGACCCCCUGCCGAGCCGGACAACACAUACGGACCACCCGCCGAGCCGGACAACACCUAUGGACCACCUGCUGAUGCUGCUCCAGCGGAUCAGGCCGCAGUUGAUGAUGCCUUAGCUGCCGAGCCCAUUCCCGCCAGUCUGAUCCAGCCACGCAACGGCCGCCUCCGCAGUCGCCGUCCAGUGCCGGAGAAGCUUCGCUCAGCACAGAUCGUACGCUCCAGGCCUGUUUUGGUGUACACCAUCUGAGGCGUGGAGUAUUUUUUUUUCAAGGACUUUUUUUUUAUCCGAAUCGUACCCAAUGGAAGCAUUAGGAUUACACAUUAGGAUUUAUUGUUGAAUAAUAAAUAAUCAAGUAAUUGUUGAGUAUUUUA